AUGAAAUUUUUUCUUUUUGUUAUUGCUGUUUUAGGAUUUAUUGGACAAACAUUGGGACAAAUAACAAAUGCAAAAUGUGUUAGUCUUCUUAAAAUUGGACAACAAGCAUUUAACAAAAGAAUAGGUAUUGAUAGUAACCUUGACUGGACUCAAGCUGAAGUUCUUAGAAAUACUGUUGAAAAUACCUAUUCUGUAAAUGGUUUUUAUGGUCUUCGUGAAGCAUGUUUAGGUCUUAAAGAUUUUAAAAGUGCUUUUCCAUGGGAUCAAAAUACUUAUGUUCAUUGUUUUAAUCCAGAAAGACUUAUUGUUGAUGAUAAUGGCCAAUCAACUGGUGUCAGUGUAAUUCAAGCUAAAAAUUAUAUUGCAUUUCUUUCCUCAACUGAAUAUGCAUGUGGUGCUGGAUAUAAUCUUUUUGCUAAUCAAGUAUCUUGCAUGUCAUCAAUUUUUAAAACAGAAAAUGCAACAAUACAAGAAUGUAGAAAAAAUUUUGUAAAUGAAAUUACAGUUGAUCCAGACAAUCUUUGUGAUUAUACAUACAAUUUAGAUCUUUGUUAUCUUUAUGCUUUCAGUUCAUGUGGAUUAGAAGGACAAUUCUUCGGAUGUGAAUACUCAAGAAAUGGUGUUAGUGGUAGCUAUCAACAAUGUCAAAAUAAUAUGUGCUUUGUUAACAGACCACGUGCUUAA
Strongyloides ratti is the source of this 684-nucleotide messenger RNA. RefSeq names its product Domain of unknown function DUF19 domain-containing protein. The transcript is spliced from 4 exons. The coding region runs from base 1 to 684 and encodes 227 amino acids. The record is from RefSeq and is a predicted model, not a curated record. Lineage: Eukaryota; Metazoa; Nematoda; Chromadorea; Rhabditida; Strongyloididae.